AUGACGGAGCCUAGUGAAAUCAGCACCGGAAGGUCGACAGAACCCUCGUGGCUGAGUCGUCGCGCCUCAAACGAGGAGUCUAGUGAAGGAUCCUCUCUUCCCUCCGCUACUAGCUCUCACAGUGAUAGUAAUGAAGGUACGGGGAGUGUUACUGGAGGUGGGGGGCGUGCCUCUAGCCCGGCUAGACGAUUAGGGUCGUAUGAUGACGAUGAUGAGGAGGAGGAGGACGGCUCGUCGUUCGAUCAACGCUCUUCUUCGGGGAGUGCAAGGCCGUCUUCUAGGACAAACGUUUUGGCCACCGAGGGCAGUGUGUUGAGAGAUGACUUCCUCAAACGCGUCCAAUGGUAUCAAUUUGGGGAAGAGAUCGGGAUGUCUGUACGUGAUUCUGCCCUCAUCGAUGAUCCGUCGGGAUCAGAAGAAGAUACACUAUCGAGAGAGGAGCUGUGGGCAGUAGCGGAGAGUUGGGCGAGAAGCGUCAAAAGCAAAGAUGACUCGUCUGUCAAAUUUGGUACCGAUCAGUUGGGAGUGAGCGUGAGCAAUGUGAAUGAGGAUGUGUUGGCGGCGGCGACGUAUAGGGUGUUGGUGGAUUGGGAGAUGCAGGAAGGUGGGGGCAUCUUGUUGGAGACGAUGGAGGAGGGCGGGGGUGGGGGGACGAAGUUUAGGGCAAAGGGGAAGAGUUGGGAGUUGAUCAGUGGGGCGUCGGGGGCGUCGUUGUCGACGUCAUCUACAGUGUGGUAG
Molecule: messenger RNA, 738 nt
Organism: Cryptococcus amylolentus CBS 6039
Lineage: Eukaryota; Fungi; Basidiomycota; Tremellomycetes; Tremellales; Cryptococcaceae
Exons: 1
Coding region: 1-738 (245 amino acids)
Source: RefSeq, a predicted model, not a curated record